Messenger RNA from Verticillium nonalfalfae, 1191 nucleotides. RefSeq lists its product as uncharacterized. Gene Ontology annotation, cellular component: cytosol. NCBI's taxonomy places the organism in Eukaryota, Fungi, Ascomycota, Sordariomycetes, Glomerellales, Plectosphaerellaceae. The transcript has 2 exons. Bases 1 to 1191 code for a protein of 396 amino acids. Gene Ontology annotation, molecular function: mannitol-1-phosphate 5-dehydrogenase activity. The record is from RefSeq and is a predicted model, not a curated record. Gene Ontology annotation, biological process: mannitol catabolic process.
AUGGCGCCCGCUACUACGAAGAAGGCCGUCCACUUCGGUGCUGGCAACAUUGGCCGUGGCUUCGUCGCAUGCUUUCUCCACAACUCUGGUUACGAGGUUGUCUUCGCGGAUGUUGCCGAUUCUCUGAUCGACUCGAUCAACGCCACCCCCUCAUACAAGGUCAUCGAGGUUGGCACUGAGGGCACCGACGAGAACACCAUCACAAACUACCGUGCCAUCAACUCCAAAACACACGAGGCUGAUCUCAUUGAAGAGAUUGCCACCGCCGACGUCGUCACUUGCUCUGUCGGACCCAACAUUCUGCGUUUCAUUGCCCCCGUUAUCGCCAAGGGUAUUGACAAGCGCUCCAACGACCUCGCCCCCAUCGCGGUCAUUGCUUGCGAGAACGCCAUUGGCGCCACUGACACCCUCGCCGGUCACAUCAAGGACCCCAAGAACACGCCUGAGCACCGUCUUGAGGACCACCACGAGCGUGCCCGCUACGCCAACUCGGCUAUUGACCGCAUUGUGCCCGCGCAAGACCCCAACGCCGGUCUGGACGUGAAGCUGGAGAAGUUCUUUGAGUGGGUCGUUGAGAGCGGCCCCUUCGCUGAGACUGGCCACCCCACCAUUGACGGUAUCAACUGGGUCGACAACCUUGGCCCCUACAUCGAGCGCAAGCUCUACACGGUCAACACUGGCCACGCCACAGCCGCCUACCACGGAUACAACCGCAGUAAGCGCACCGUCUACGAUGCUCUGCAAGACAAGGCAAUUCUGGCGGAGGUUCGCCAAGCUCUAAAGGAGACCACCGAGCUCAUGGUCACCAAGCACGGCAUCAACCUUGAGGAGCAGCAGGCGUACGCUGAGAAGAUCAUCAAGCGCAUCGGCAACCCCCAUCUGGAAGAUGCCGUCGAGCGCGUCGGCCGUGCCCCCAUGCGCAAGCUGAGCCGCAAGGAGCGCUUUGUCGGCCCCGCUGCCGAGCUCGCUGAGAACGACCUUGGCUGCAAGGCUCUUCUGCGCGCUGCCGAGAUGGCGUUCCGCUUCCAGGACGUCGAGGAGGACGAGGAAAGCAAGGAACUCGCCAAGGUCAUGGCUGAGAACGGUCCCGAGGAUGUCGUUCAGAAGGUCUGUGGUAUCCAGGCUUCUGAAAAGAUCCAUCCCAUGCUUGUUGAGGUCGUCCGCAGGGUCCAGGCCGACUCUGAGGAAUGA